AUGUCUGGUGUUUAUAAUUCAACCCACGAUUCGCCAUGGAAUUAUUCCCUGAAUGAUCAAGAGACUCGAUCUGCUGGGAAACAAUGGCAGAAUUCUUUUGGCGAAGGUUUAUCCACAAGCAAUGGUGUAUUUCGACGAGACGAGAGCAAUUCGACACCCACAGAAAUUCAACUACGAGAAACAAAAUCCAAGAGCAAAUUAUUGAAAGAAGAUGAUGAUAUUCCAGAAUGGACCAACACUUUUUUUGGAGCAACUUUCAGGCGAUACUCGGAAGAAUGGAAACAGGAACUUUUUAAUUUGAGAGGUUAUAUCUCACCAUUAUCACAUGUCAGAAUGAAUAAACGGCGACGGGUUCAACUGCAAUUGGAUAAGGCAGAGCAAACAUCGCAUAAACCAUUAUGUUUAGGCCCCCUAGCCGUCUAA
Molecule: messenger RNA, 423 nt
Organism: Lottia gigantea (owl limpet)
Lineage: Eukaryota; Metazoa; Mollusca; Gastropoda; Lottiidae
Exons: 2
Coding region: 1-423 (140 amino acids)
Source: RefSeq, a predicted model, not a curated record